Molecule: messenger RNA, 1283 nt
Organism: Suncus etruscus (white-toothed pygmy shrew)
Lineage: Eukaryota; Metazoa; Chordata; Mammalia; Eulipotyphla; Soricidae
Gene: CD40
Product: CD40 molecule
Exons: 9
Coding region: 36-878 (280 amino acids)
Biological process (GO): B cell activation; positive regulation of angiogenesis; cellular response to interleukin-1
Cellular component (GO): CD40 receptor complex; external side of plasma membrane
Molecular function (GO): signaling receptor activity; antigen binding; protein binding
Source: RefSeq, a predicted model, not a curated record
UUCUGCUCCCGCCGCCUGAUUCUUCUCUCCUCGCCAUGGUUCGACUGCUUUUGCAGGGUCUCUUCUGGGGCUGCUUUUUGACCACUGUCCACCCAGAAUCACUUACUGCAUGCAAAGAAAACCAGUACUCAAUAAACAGUCAGUGCUGUGAUUUGUGCCAGCCAGGAAAGAAACUGGUGAAGGACUGCUCGGAGGCCGCCAGCACUGAAUGUACUUCUUGUGGUCGAGAUGAAUUUCUGGACACCUGGAACAGAGAGCCACGCUGCCACCAGCAUCAAUACUGUGACCAUAACCUAGGGCUCCGGAUCCUGGAGGAGGGGACGGCAGAAACAGACACGACUUGCACGUGUAUUGAGGGCCAGCACUGUGCCAACAAGGCCUGUGAAAGCUGUAUCCCACAUAGCCUGUGUGCCCCAGGUUUUGGAGUCAAGCAGAUGGCUACUGGGGUUUUGGACACCAUCUGCGAAGGCUGCCCCGUUGGCUUCUUCUCCAAUGUGUCAUCUGCUCUUGACAAAUGCCGUCCUUGGACAAGCUGCGAGACCCAAGGCCUGGUGGAGAUUCGAGCAGGGACAAAUGUGACAGAUGUCCGCUGUGGUGUUCAGAAUCGGACAAGAAUCCUGGUGGUAAUUCCUAUCGUGUUGGCUGUUCUGUGCACUGUUAUAUCAGUACUUGCCUGUAUCUGGAAGUUGAGAAUCAAGAAGCCAGAGGAGGACACCGAGCUUCAGAGUUUUGAACUCACCCAGUGUCAGGCUGGGAGUGGUCAGAAGCCUGUGGAGUCAGAGGACAUUUCUCCAGUGCAGGAGACGCUACUUGGGUGCCAACCUGUGUCUCAGGAGGACGGCAAGGAGAGCCGCGUUUCCGUCCAAGAGAGACUGUGAGGCCAAGAGCAUGUGGGCAAGUCUUCAAACUGCCCAGAGCAGGAGGGCAAGGCUGGUCCUGGUACAGCCCCUCUGCCUGCACUGCUGUGAUUGGAGAGGGGUACCCUGGCACAAGCACCCCACGAAGCAUCUUCUGAGCCCCAGUAGCCACUCAAGCUCCCAACCUACUUUGAAAGAUGGAGGCAAAAUUUGUGUGUGUGUGUGUGUGAGUUGGGUGGGGUGGAAUGGCUGAAGUUUCACCCACCAAACCCACCACUACUGUGAUUUAGUGCCCAGAGACAACUUCGGGGGGCACAGUGACAGGCACACAGAGGCCCCUGGCAGCACUGUGUAUAUGACACAAACAUGUGAAAGUGAUGGCGCUGUCCACCCCCAGGGUGAAUAAACAAAUCUAUUUAUAUAAGA